AUGUCUGGGCUUAGAAGAAACAAGCCCAAUUUGAAUGCUCUAGAGCGGCGAAAUAGCUCGAACCCGUCGCUAAUUCACAAAGUGCCGAGCUAUGACAGCGACGAUUCGGGGGCGGAUUUGAACGCCGUGCCGACAAACGUGUCACUGGAGUCGAAGCUGGUGUCUAUGUCGCGACAGGAGGAAGGCGCAUUGUUCAACAAGCUGGACUACGAUACGGAGAGCGUGAUCAGUGGACCUAAACCAACGACGUCCACAAGCAUCGAUUAUCUUCCGAGCCGGUCGAACUACGAGGAUCGAUCUGCUACACAGGAAUUUUUGUUUACGGAAAAACAGCGACCCAGCGAUAAGAUCGCCUCGACGGGCCAGAUGGUGGACGGACACGACGCGAUUUACGAGGAGCUGCGCACGAAGGGUCCGAACCGGAAAACCAGGUUCUUCAACAUGCGCUAUUUGGAAAACCUGCAUCAACUGAAGACGUCGCAGCUGGACCUGCUGGCACGGCUGGCCAAAGAUAACGAGUUUUCGUUUGCAGAGUUCCACCGGAUCUGGGAGGAUCACCAGCAUCAGGAUUUCGAUAUCAACACGAGCGACUUCUUCAACCAGAUGGAAGACAAGAACGCAGCCGCAGAAGAGCAAAUUGAUGAGCUCAAGCAGCGCAUCCUGACCAUGGACGCAUUUACCAAGGAGCUCUGGGAGCAAACAAGAACUAAAUAG
Messenger RNA from Ogataea philodendri, 714 nucleotides. RefSeq lists its product as uncharacterized. NCBI's taxonomy places the organism in Eukaryota, Fungi, Ascomycota, Pichiomycetes, Pichiales, Pichiaceae. The coding region runs from base 1 to 714 and encodes 237 amino acids. The transcript has a single exon. The record is from RefSeq and is a predicted model, not a curated record.